GUGGUCAGAGGAAAGACUUUCAUGCUUUGGCGUACACACAAUUAGGAUGUUAAAAGAAAAAAGUAGCGUUGAAAGAUAUCUUUUACCUUUUUACUAUAAGUUUUAUUUAAAUUUCUACUGAACUUGUUCGAUCAUUACGCGGUUAAUACUAAAAUAGAGUGCUGAAAUAUGAUUUUUCUUAUUGUCUGUCUUUCGCUUUACUUAUCCACUUGUGAAGCCACUAAUAAAGACUUCAUUGUCGUUCCAGUGUCGACAAGUCCUGUGGUUCAGCUUUGGCUAUUACCUGAAUUCCCAAAUGCCUUGUAUGAAUCAAAGAAACAAAUUUACUCUCGAGUUACAGUAAACGACGUUGCAAAAAGCAUAGGGGAAAAUCUCACCGAAACUAUCAGGAAAUCAGUUAAAACUCUGUUUCGAAUGGCUGCUGCAGCUCAAGUCUCGGAAACCUUAAAAAUAGAGCAAAUGAGUGAAAGCAAAUGGUCGUAUCGUAUUCCUGUGUCAAAAUUGCUCGAGUCUAAUCAAAGCAUUAACAACCUAACUGAGAACACAGAAAUCUUUAAAAUACAAGAGGUGGCAAUGAAGGUUCUGAGCAAGAAAUACGGAUUCGAUACGAAUUUUAUCCUGAAAAAGCUUUGUUUGAGUUUAAUGGAUUUUUAUGCUGCGGAUGAAGAGCAAUGGAUUAAAAUUGUUGGUAUGAUCACUAAAAUUGUCAUCCGAAAUAUAACGAACAAACUGAACUUGACACCAUGUUACCUUGCUGAACUUAUAGGAAAAACGGAAAAAGAAAUGGAAGCAUUUACAUUGAAUGAUAUUGACAAAUAUUUAAACAGUACUAAGUUGAUUAAGAAAUUGUCAUUGUAUAAGGAAAAUACAAUGCAUAACUUUUAUGAAGAAGUCCAAAUUACGCCCAUUCAAAUAGCUGGAUUGAGCAACAAGAGCGUUACAGAAAUAAAAAAUCUAGGAGUCAAAGACAGUAUUCAACAUUUUACCAAAACCGUUUUAGGCAGCUUAAAUCUUUCUAAAGAACAUUUGAAACGUUUUGAAAACAAAACAGUUUGUCCUCAUCAGUGGGAGUCAUAUAAAAAGUUAAUGAUCAUUAGAGCAUUUGACAACAAAGCAAAGGAAAUGUCAAUCUUACCUAAAUCACUAGCAAAAGCAAUGAGAAUUUCAUACCGUAGUAUACGACAACUUCCAUUACUGGAAAUGAUACAACUUAUUAACGGAACUAUCAACCAAUUACAACAAGACAAACAAAAGAUUGAAAAGUUAACGUUGUCCACGUUAAAGGAAAUGUACAGUGAUAAUGUUCUCAAUAUUAAAAAGCACAACUCGUUGUCUAUUAUUAAACAUGUUACUCAUUUGAGAAAACGACAAUUAAGAUUCUUUUACGGAUGGAAAAAAAAUGAUCAUAAUUUUGAAAGAUUGUUUACCGUAAAAGAUCUUGGAAAUGAGUGCUCUUUUGAUAUUAACAAGAAAACAUUAAGUUCGUUGGCCAAAUUGAACGUCGGUGAAAGAAGCAAAAAGAUAAAUUGUACUAAGUUUCACGUGUUGAAAAUGGUAUGGAAUCAAGCAAGUCUUGAUGAUUUGGCCAAAUUAUAUUCACCCAAAAAAACCAUCGCAAUAGAUGAGCCUCUUGCUUCAGUAAUGGCAAACUUAACAAAUUCAUCAUUGCAUUUGAAUACAAGAGUAUUGAGUCGUGAUGCAAUCACUCAAUGGUUAUUGGAAAAGCUUACACUGACUAAUAUCUCACAUUUAACCAGUUACACUCUGAUCAACUUGCAAGAAAUUCCAAUAACAAGAAUCGCUUUUCUCAUCAGUCAACUGAUAAUUAAUGGUUCACUUGAUAAACUAUUACAGGUCUACCAAGCUACUAACUACCCUACAGCCACCACUACGGAUAUCAAAAACCCAAAUUACAAGUUAGAAGAAGUCACAUCUGAUGCCUUGGAUUAUAAAAAACCAACAGUCCAUCAACUGGUAAUCCAUGAAUCAGUUGAUCAAAAAGUGAAGGUCUACAACACCACCAACUACUCUACGGCUACCACCACAAUUAUGAAGCCCACAAAUUAUCGAUUUGAGGAAGUUGCUUCUAACGCUUUUAAUUAUAAAAAACCAACAGCCCGUCCACGGUCAUUCGCAAAAAAUCACCGAUCAGAUCCUGCGAUACGAAUGAUAUCCUUGCUGAUUGUUUCAUGGCUUUGUACCUGACUUUAAGUUAAUUAUACAAUUAUUAAAGGUUAUAUUAAAGAAUAAUAUUCAUAUUUUAUCUUAUUCUUGUAGUUAAACUAAUACAUAGCUAUUACUAGAUCAGCGAAUUACUUUAAUCAAAUAACUCCAUGUAUUAUCAUAUAUUUUAUUGUAAGCUGCUUGGUAAUUCAUAGCUGCCAUGCUGGAUGAUUUUAACAAAGGAUUUUCCUUAUUUACAAUUCCAAUUCAUGCAACAUGGCCAGCAUUCCAUUAUUUUCUUAUUCUAAGGGCAAUGGUUACCCACCACAAAUAUAACAAACCCAUUCUGCAAUAAA
This is a messenger RNA of Xenia sp. Carnegie-2017, 2519 nucleotides long. RefSeq lists its product as uncharacterized. The record is from RefSeq and is a predicted model, not a curated record. The transcript is spliced from 4 exons. NCBI's taxonomy places the organism in Eukaryota, Metazoa, Cnidaria, Anthozoa, Malacalcyonacea, Xeniidae. Bases 169 to 2205 code for a protein of 678 amino acids.